Molecule: messenger RNA, 7779 nt
Organism: Pseudomassariella vexata
Lineage: Eukaryota; Fungi; Ascomycota; Sordariomycetes; Amphisphaeriales; Pseudomassariaceae
Product: cell morphogenesis N-terminal-domain-containing protein
Exons: 2
Coding region: 1-7779 (2592 amino acids)
Biological process (GO): cell morphogenesis
Cellular component (GO): site of polarized growth; cell cortex
Source: RefSeq, a predicted model, not a curated record
AUGCCGUUGCCGUUCCCGUUGCACGCCAUUACUAACAGAAGCAUCGCAACAGCUCCGCAACAGGUGCUGUCAGAAAAAUACUCGCCUCGAGCCGCAUCGCGCCUCAACCACGUUCACGUCCCCGACCACGACGAGGACGAUGGCAGGGACAGCACCUUACGACCUGCUGUGCUAGACCCCUCUACCGCCCGAUUUAUCGCCCACUCGCGCCAAUCCUCCCUCGAGAAGCUCGAGUCGGCAGGGCUCGCUGGCAUCCCCGAGUCGGAGUCUUCGUUGCCAUCAUCGGCUGUCUCGAUUACGUCGCCGCGCGCACAGUCACCCGCUUCGCGCCAGGGCCUGGCCGGGAUAUUGGAAAGAGUGGUUGAUUCUAAGGCCACCGCAGCCUACGGGCACCACAGGCAGACGUCCAUUGUCCAUGGCAUCCAACAUUCGAGGAAUAACUCGUCUUCGAGUCCUCUCAGCCCGCAGAUGAUCGCUGCUGCUGGAGCUGGUCUUUUGCCCGAAAGACCUGAAAGGCCUGAUUUGCAUGUAAUGGGCCGUGUCGACUCCGAGAUGUCCAACAUGUCCAUGACCUCCAGACCACCGACAGCCAUCUCGGGCACCGCCGUAACCUCCAGCGCCCACCCCGGGGCACCCGAGAGUAUAACUAGCACCCUAACGCAGAGAAAGAUGGAACGGAUGCACAGCAAAGCCAGGCGCGAUCACAACCACCAUCAUUCACAUUCUUCCAAGCACCACAAUGAGCAGAAGACCGUUGGCGAAUAUGCCUUGCAUGUUCUUUUUACACAUUUCAUUGCGCUAGCUGAAGAGAAGCUCAAUGAAAGCAUUACAGUACCCUUUGAUCCAGAGCCCCAGAUCGAGCAGAUAUGCGGCCCUGGAGCCGAUCCCGCCUUUGACCAGUUUAUUGUAGCAUUGGGACAUAUUGCAAAACAGAAGCCAAAGCCCUUGAUUGACUUGAUUAUGCUAUGGAGGAAACAUAAGAGCGAAUCAGCCAGUGAGGCCCGGGGCCAACUCCAACAAUCACGUAGCCAGCUUCCUGGCGGCCCUCUGUUGAGGCGAAAUACGGAGCCGCUCCAAGUCGUGGCUGCUAACAACCCAACCGACAAUGGCGCCGCCAAUGAGCAGACAUCCAUUGUAUCGAGGCAGGAAUACUUGGUUCAGGCUGACCGACGCUCAAUCGUGUCUAUAUACAUCCUGUGUCGUGUCCUCCUAGAAGUCAUCAGCCAAAGCAGCCUCAUCUCCAUCACGCUUGAGAUGGAGGACAAACUGGAGGGCAUCAUUUUUGGUCAACUCAAGAUUGCAGACAUCGAGCAGCUCUUCAUCUCCCCACUUAAGAUGGCCAACUGGAACCUAUUUGCCCAACUGCUCGGGGCCAUGAGCGAAAUCAACUUCGUCAGUGUUACCGAAAGGUUCAUCACGGACCUUGACCGGUCGCUGCAAGACCUGGCCGCAAGAAGUCCAACGAACGCCAAUCGAGACCCUGAGGGGCAGAUGGAAUUGGUUUUGAGUGGCAUGAAACAUCUACGCAUCAAGUUAUCGCCAGACGAAGCGUGGGAUCAGUCCUGCGACUUUUUAGUGGCACUGGGGCGGCUCUUUGCGAGAUCCCAUGGCCAGAAGGUCAAAUCGGCCUUCUGUCAAGUCCUUGACACACUGUUGCUCCCAAUCGCGGCCAAAGCAAGCAAUAGCCACUUCAGCCAUCCCAAGUGGGGUGAAGUUAUCAGCAACAUCAGCCCACGUCUGGCGCAGAUGUUCAUCAAGCCGCGACAUUGGCAGUCUGCAUUUCCCCUCACGGCGACCAUGGUAUGCGUGUCUCCGCCUGACAAUUCCGUCUCUCAAUGGUUGCAACUAGUAUUGCCCCUUCAGCCGCGGUUGAAAGAUCGGGCCGUGCGACCUUUAUGCCUCCAGGUCAUUUCGAGGCUGCUGUGGACCUAUCUAUACCGAAGCAAUGAUUCGUUAACGGGCGUGGUCCGAAAGCUGGAUGAGGUGAUGAAGCUCGUCUUGCCGCCUAACAAACGAACCUACACGGUGGCCGACACGGCUGUGUCUGGCCCUCUCAUCCAGAUCAUCCGUGUGGUCGGAUACAAACAUCCAGAGUAUUGCUUCAAGAACGUCAUCUUUCCACUCAUCAAUGCGGAGCAGUUCAAUUCCAAUAAAGAGCUCAAGGUCGAGCAGCUCGACCCUGACAGAAUAGUAAUUGGAAUAAGGGCCUUUCUUGCCAUCAUGUCUGAUUUAGAGAAGGGUGAGCAGGGCCGGCCGCCGUUUCCGCUAGAGAACACAGCCCCUUCUAAUUCCGACCGUUUGGCGCCCAGCUCCCCCGGUGCUGCUUCAACCCAAAGCGCACCGCCGUCUGGCCUUGCCAUGGCGGCAGUCCCUGACAAUACUCUGUCGAAACCCGUCCGGGUCCAAGUCUUGAGUGAUGUUGCUCGGGACUACUACAAGAAAUUCUCUGAAAUUCUUGGCAAAGUCACAAUCAUCUGCGACAACACAUUCGGAGGGCAAGCUGUGCUUGACGAGAAGUUCAACAGUCCGGGACCCAAGACGCCAAUCGCCGAGACCUUCAAUUUCUCGCGCCGAGAAGACCACCAGAGCCAGGCCGAGCAGAAGCAAGCGUUUUAUGAGCUAUUACACGUUGCUGUACAGGCGUUACCCCGUUGCCUUUCCGUGGAUAUCCCCUUCAACUCGUUAAUCAACCUAUUGUGUACGGGUACAGCCCAUGUUCAACCCAACAUAGCCGAGUCCUCCGCACAGUCUUUGAAAUCCAUCGCAAGGCAGUCUCAUGCACACCAAGUCACAACUGGAUUUGCUCGUUUUAUUUUCAAUUUCGAUGACCGUUAUUCCACCAUGUCUGAUGGUGGAAUGCUCGGGCCGGGUCACAUAGAGAACACCCUUCGCCUGUACGUCGAAUUGUUGCAGAUCUGGAGGGACGAGAUCAGGCUGAAAACGAAAGAGGCCGCAUCCGACGCUGGAGAGGGCAAUGAAUCUGACAAGCGAGCAAUGAAGCUCGACCUGUCCAGUAUAUGGGCCGAGGUUGAGCACGUUGAGGCUCGUGGGCUGUUUUUUCUCUGCUCGCAAUCACGAAGAGUACGAUACUAUGCGGUCACUGUACUUCGACUCAUCACCGAGUUCGAUGCUGUCCUUGCAAAAGACGCGGCCAAAGAAAAUGACAACCAACGCCUGAUAGAUAUCCUGGAAAACGACUCGGUCCAAGUCAUGAAUUUUAAAGACGAACACCUUUCCGUCGCUGAGCGCAGCCGGUUGCAACGAGGCAUGCAGAACAGUAAUAAUCGUGGCGCUUUGAUAGAAUUGUGCACCAGCGAUGUAUCCUACGACACGACACUAUGGUUCAAAAUAUUUCCGAAUCUCAUUCGCGUUGCAUACGAUCGCUGCCCCUUUACGGUCACCAUCAGUCGUGACCUAGUUUGCAACAGGAUACUUCAAAUGUACAAGGGCAUUGUCGUCAUGUCUGAACCUACCAGGGGCCUAUACUACGGCCCCGAACCCGGGAGUUCCCGGUACACUGGAAGAACGCCAACAACGCAGCCAGAUGUGCUGGUCGAACAGUUCAAGCUGUAUCUUACAUUUGCUUGUACAACACUAGUUGAUACUGGGCCGUCUCAGAACGGCCUGACCCAAGGAGGCCAGCAUUCUCGGGGGGGCUCCAAAUCAACGGAGAAGAUUAUUUCAGCGAGAAUACUCUUCAAGUAUCUGAUCCCAUUACUAUCCGUCUCCUCUGCAUCGGUUCGGGAGGCCAUAGUACUCGCAAUGGGCUCCAUCAAUGUCAACAUUUACCGCACACUCCUCGAAGAGCUCUCAGGACAGGUAUCACGGUGCAAUGAUGAGGCGAGGGCACGGCUUCACCAGCGAAGCAACAGCAGUCCGCGGCGCAACCGCAAGAUGGACCUCUUGCGGACCGAGUUGACUCAUGUGUACAAACUUACUUCUCACUUCCUCAAGGACACGGCGGUCUGUCAGGAUGACUGGAUUAUGAACAACCUCUGUGUAUUCACCAAGGAUCUGAAACUAUUUCUCAUGGAUGGGGAGGUGCAGAUGGACUGGGAGUUUCAGAAACUCCGUCGCCAUUACUGUGGCCUCAUGGAAGAACUCUUCGAAGGUAUUAAUCGAACUAAGGAUCCUUCGAGAUGGAUGACGUUUGAAUCGAGGAAGUCGUCAUUCGCCUUGAUGGAGGAUUGGUGUGGCUUCUCACCCCACCAACAGCAAAUCCGCCAACGGGAAGACUCCAUGAGACAGUCGUUGAUAGACCAACAGUCGCUAGGCGAGCGAGGCACAGUGACUGCCGCCAUGGAAAUCGAGAAGAGAAAUCUUCGAACGGCAGCCCUGAGUUCCAUGGCCGCUCUCUGCGCCGGCCCAAUAAGUGUUACUACGGAGAGUGGGGCCGCGCUGCAGUUCGAUAUCCGACGCAUGCUUGCCUGGGUGGAAAUGAUCUUCAACUCUGGCAGUGACAGACUCAAUGUUAUCGGCAGACGUGCGUUGAAGAACCUUAUUGUAUGCAACCAGGAGUACCCGUACCUUUUGGAACAUUGUAUUGCACGUUGCUAUCUGGCAGACGUCGCCAAAGUCCUCGAAAGCUACUUUGCGGUAGUGGCCGAGGUGCUCCUGGAGCAUACUAAUUACCCUUCACCGUUCUGGAGACUCCUUGGUCUCUGCCUAUUUACACUAGGCAAUGAUUCGAGCGACAUCCGAUCCAAGUCGGCACAUGUUCUUAGAGCCCUCGAAGAGAGGCAAUUGGCAGCCCGUACUUCCAAGAUCCAAGAUUUCGACAUAAGUAUCUCGGACAAGACCAAAGCAGUGUACAAGCUUGCGCAGUUCGAGAUAUCCAAGCGACUUGCCAAACAACACCCAGAACAGGCCUUCCACAUCUUCUCCGAAUUCACGCUGUAUUUCAAGAGUCUUCAGGCCGGCGCCCAGCGCAACGUAGUUGCAGUCAUCCUGCCAUGGAUCCAGACGAUUGAGCUUCAGGUUGAUCCUAACGGCGGCCCAAUUGCGAACUCGUAUGUUCUGCUCGCCAACCUGCUCGAGAUCACCAUCAAGUCCAGUGCGGCUCUGCACAACGAAGUCCAAGCGCUCUGGCAAGCACUGGCGACAGGGCCGCAUCCUGGCAAUGUUCGUCUAGUUCUAGACUUCAUCAUUUCACUGUGUCUGGAACGACGUGAGCAGAACUUUGUCGAGUAUGCCAAGCAGAUCGUUGUAUUCUUGUCGAGCACCCCGAGCACGCCCGGGAUCAAGGUGGUCGAGUUCCUGCUCCUGCAGAUAAGUCCCAAGGCCAUGGUGCCGAAUGAGAAACGAGAGGUCGUUCCACCGCCUCCAGAUAUCAACCAAUUGCCGUACUGUGCCGAUUUAGCAGAGGCUCUUCCUGUCGGCACUAAACAAGCCGGCUUCUCAUUAGGACAGCUGUCGCUGAUACUGUUGGUCGACUUGAUGGUUUCUCCAGUUCAGUUGACAGCUGACAACCUACCCGUGCUUCUGCAAGUGGUCACUGUGUUAUGGGAUCACUAUACACCUCUUGUUCAAGAGCAGGCUCGUGAGAUGCUCGUACACUUGAUCCACGAGCUUGUCAUCUCCAAAAUGGAUGAUGCCAUCCCAGCUGAGACCAAAGAGUCGAUUGAAGACCUGAUUGAUUCUAUCCGCCGCCACGACCGAUCAGUGGUAUGGAGCUACGAAGACAGCAAUGGAAAAGCCGACGACCGGGAAACCAAAGUACCACACAGCAUGGAAUAUUUGACGUCCGAGGUGGUGAGGACAUUCGAAGUGACCUUCCCUGGUAUCAAAGAACAGUGGAGCCGCUUGUCACUGACUUGGGCGACAUCAUGCCCCGUCCGGCAUUUGGCCUGUCGCUCUUUCCAGAUCUUCCGGUGUAUCCUGACGUCGCUUGACCAGUUGAUGCUGGGAGAUAUGCUGGCAAGGCUGUCUAAUACUAUUGCCGAUGAAGACUCUGAGAUACAAACAUUUUCCAUGGAAAUCCUGACAACGCUGAAGACACUCAUCACCAAACUCGACUCGGAGAAGCUCCUAUCCCUCCCUCAGCUGUUUUGGACUACGUGUGCCUGCUUGGAAUCCAUCAAUGAAAGAGAGUUCCUUGAGGCCGUCGAGAUCCUCAACGAGUUCCUGGAUAAGCUCGACUUCCAUGACCCUAACGUCAGGCGGAUUUUGGCCGAAGGCCAGCCACCCAGGUGGGAUGGCUCGUUUGAAGGCGUCCAACCGCUUCUUUAUAAGGGCCUACGAUCCUCUAUCUGCCUAGAGCCAACGCUCAAAACUCUUGAUAAGCUUGUUCAACUACCAAGCGAUAACCUUAUUGGGGACGACAACCGUCUGUUCUUCACAAUCGUUGCCAAUUUCCCGCGGUUCUUGCAAGCACUGGAUCAGGAGUUGGACUCCCUUAGCGACGAGUUGACACAUACAGCCUACAUCCUCUUCCAAGUUGCGGAGAUUCUGGGAUAUAGAACCAUCUGCGUGGUGUUGGAUGGCUUUAUCAGUUGCGGAUACCGUUCGAGCAAGGACUUCCUCGUGCAGCUCUUCUACGCACUGCGAGAAUGCUACCUGCCACAGCUGGACUUUAGGAUGCUGACGACACUGAUGGGGUUCCUGACCAAUAGCAUGUCGUGGGUCAAAAUUAUGACAAUGCGUAUCCUCUGUGUCAUUAUUCCGGAGAUGGAUAUGAGCAAGGCAGAGAUCGCCGGCCACGGGUCGGACCUCAUCUCGCCACUGCUGCGACUGCUGCAAUCCGAAUUUUGCAUGGAGGCGCUCGAGGUCCUGGGCAGCAUCAUGACUAUGUCGGGAACGUCGAUGGACAAACAUCACCUGCGCAUGAGUAUGACGCGUUCGUCGUCCAAGACAGUCCGAAAAGAAUAUGAGCGGACACAGAGCCUAUUUGGGAUUCCCGAAGAAUCUGGCUGGGCCAUCCCCAUGCCGGCCAAGAAGACAGACGUAACGCGCGCAAAUAUCCACGCCGCCUUCUACAUGUGCCAGUCGGAUGCUGAAGACGGUAUUCCGACUGAUCCCACUCCUACGCCUGAGGUCGAGUUCCACAAUGAUGAUUUCCCCUAUGGCUACUUCCAAAUGCCGGAUCGAACCGACACCAUGAUGUCGGACGACGUCCGUGGGGAGGGCCAAGCGGGUGCCGACUUGGUCACUAAACUUGACAGUCUCGAUGACUUCUUCGACGACAUGUCGCAGAGCCCCCCGAGCGAUGGGCGCUCGUCGCGCACCAUCACCGAGUUCUCUCCUGACGGAUAUGAAUCCACAACACAAAUUUACGACGAGCAAAUUCUACCCAUCUUGCACCAGGCCAGCAGCAACACGUCGUUCCAGAAUGGCUUCGUCGACCGUCCCACCGUUACCCCUCCGUCGCGCGAUGGUCCCAGCAAUACGAUGAACCCAGGCGCAUUCAGCAUCAACUCGACGUUGCGCCCGGUACUUCAUUCUCGCUCUGUCACCUCCCCGUCUGCGCCAGCCAGCUACAAUCCCAACAUGGCCGAGUUCACCUCGGAUGAUGAGUUCAAUGAAGACGUCUUCUCGGACGGAGAUGACGAGCGGCCGAGCCAAGGCGGGCCAGCGGACGGUUCCUUCUUCCUCGAGAACAUGAUCAGGCCUGUCAAGCAAGCGACAAAGACACACAUGCGUCGGCUGACUGGCGGGCGAUCAAGAGAUGCCGAACGCCAGCGGGAUCUUUUCCGCACCCAGGCACAAGCCAGCCCGCAGGUUCCGAAGGUCCCUAAUUCGUUCCUGCAGAUGAUGCCGAACUCCCCAGGAGACAUGUUGUAA